Suillus discolor is the source of this 1401-nucleotide messenger RNA. RefSeq lists its product as uncharacterized. The coding region runs from base 204 to 1223 and encodes 339 amino acids. The record is from RefSeq and is a predicted model, not a curated record. Lineage: Eukaryota; Fungi; Basidiomycota; Agaricomycetes; Boletales; Suillaceae. The transcript is spliced from 17 exons.
CCGAGAAUCAUCAUACACAUGAUCAUCACUCUGGCUAAUAUGAACUUACACUGACAGUUUCAUCCUCAUCAUAGAAGAUGCACCACCACCAUCAGCAUCAUUUGUCACAGGAAAAAUGCCAAUCUCGUUGUUCCGUGCUGGGCGAUAUAUAACACGGUGGAACAGCUGUGUUACUGGUGGAUUUGGCCUAGUCAAUAGUACCAAUGACUUCAACGCAAGACCUCAUCCCACAUCUUCACCUCGCCAACACAUUUGGUGCAUUGUUUAUCGCAGUUAUCCUUGCAGCAAUUCUCUUUGGUGUCACCAACGUUCAAGCUUUCAUAUAUUUUCAGACGCAUAGUGAUACAGGGAUAACAUUCUACAAGCUGGUCGUCGUAUGGCUUUGGAUACUUGACGCUCUGCAUCUGGCCCUGAUCGUCUAUUCCAUCUAUUUUUACUUAGUAAUCAACUACAUGAACUUUGGUGCGCUCCCAGAAUUCAUAUGGAGUGCCAAACUUCAGUCAGCAGUCGCCGUUGUCGGCAUCUUUGUGGAACAUCUUUUAUAUGUUUAUCGCAUAUGGACAGUUAGCGAGGGCCGUUCAAAGGUUCUGCCAAUCACGGUGGGCGUCGUCGUCGUCCUCACUUCAAGUGUUUCCAUCGCCAUUAUUUGGUUAAUAUAUCAGGAAGUUCACGUAAUGACCGAUCUUAUCAAAAUCGUGUGGAUAUUAUACACGUAUUUUGGCGUUGUUGCCUUUGUCGAUAUUCUUAUUGCAUCAUCGCUAUGUUAUCUUCUCGCUACAUUCCGCACUGGGUUCCCGAGAACGGACUUAUUCAUAUCAAAGCUCCUGAUUUAUAUCAUCAAUACAGGCUGUCUGACGAGUAUGUGUUCAAUGGCGGCUAUCAUUACAUGCGCAGUAAUGCCGAGGAACUACAUAUUUGAAGCUGUCAAAUUUGUACUACUUAAACUAUAUGUGAACUCAUUCAUCGCACUCAUGAACGCGGGAUCCUACGCGCAGCCCAAAGUAGAUGCAAUGUAUUCUUCCGAAUACCAUGUGCGCCAUGACGUCUACCGCCCGAGACUGCACGUUGGAGCGUCACAGGACAAGGAACUCCAGGCAUCCCAGAAGAGUAUGUUUGACCGACCCAAUGAUGAAGUGUUGUAUAUUGCUCGACCUGUUCAGGCAGUCAUGCCGCAGCGACCGAUCGAGGUGACGAUGAGAACGAAUUCCCUCUCUUCAGCGUGAUGGAUCAAUUGCGUGGAUCAUUGUCUCCAUAUCUCGCGAGAUGAGUGGGACUGGCCAAUGAUUUUAACUAAUGACUUCUUGGUAAAUUAUCAUACUAGUGUGCUACGAGCCUGGAGAGGCAUCAGUUCACUCCCAUCCUUGCCGUUCUGAUAGUUGGUUUCUCGAUUCAAGUAUGUAC